This is a messenger RNA of Aspergillus melleus, 1932 nucleotides long. Its product is annotated as putative LysM domain protein. Lineage: Eukaryota; Fungi; Ascomycota; Eurotiomycetes; Eurotiales; Aspergillaceae. The transcript has a single exon. Bases 1 to 1932 code for a protein of 643 amino acids. The record is from RefSeq and is a predicted model, not a curated record.
AUGAGUCUCCAGAGCGGGUUUACCGACACCUUAAGCCCUGGGACGACCAGUACAAAUACCAGUCGCCGAUCGACUUCCACCGUCCGAUCACGUACACGCCGCUUCGUGCCCUUUGCCGAUGACGACGACGAUGAGAAUGGGCGACAGCUGCAGUCCACCGGUCUGUCGGCCAUGUCGUCCCGCGACCCGUCUACGAUCCGGUCCCGCGGCACCACGCCUUCCCCCUUCCCAUCUCGAGGCGUCUCCCCGAUUCCCAAAAGCCAUCCGUCUCGUGCCACGCAAUCUCCCGGCCGCAACGGUCUGAAUAGUUCGCUUGGGGGCUUUUACCCGUCGGGGAAGGGUCAGGUCAAUUUCGCCGACUCGUCCCGGGCGGCGGUGGAUUUUUUGGACUCUUCGUGGUCGUCGCUGCAGAGCUUGGCCUCCUCGGUGCUGGGGAGUGAUAUCGCUCGGCCGGCCACGAAUGGUUCCGCUCGAGCACAUGCCCGGAAGCCGUCGCGGCCGGAUCCGUAUAUGAGGACGGCGUCGCGCACGGCGGUUCCCGCCGCUUGGGGUCCGUCCGCGCCGUCGGGGCCAGAAAUCGGUGUUGGCACCAAGGAAGAACGACAGGCCUUGGUGCAGGCGAAGAAACGGGAGGCGUUGCUGCUGGCAGAUACGGCCGAGCCAGGGAACCCCAGCACCCGGCACAAACGACGAGACUCCAGCGACCAAACGGACCACUCCGCCAUUGACCCGGAGCAGGACGAGGAGGCUUUGGCUUACAUUCAUCAUGUACUGGCGACGGAUUCGAUCACGGGAGUGACCAUACGAUACGGCUGCCAGCCUGCAAUCUUUAGAAAAGCGAACGGGUUCUGGCCCAUGGACAGUAUUCAGGGCCGCAAGACCGUUCUGCUCCCGGUUGACUCCUGCUCGGUCAAGGGUCGGCCUGUCAGCCCUCCGGGACGAGUUAACAACCUGCUAGAUGACGAGGAGGCUCGACGAAAGUCCUUAGAGGAUCCGAACGGUAGCUCGAUCGCCCCGGUGUCUGGUCCGGACUCGCCUCGCCCUUUCGAAGAUAACAAGACGCAGGAUGCGCCAGAGGAGGCGGAGGGCGAUCGCCUCUGGAAACACGAGUCCUGGGUACAGAUUGACGGAUUCCCAGCGCCCGUGGAGAUUGGUCGGGUGCCUCGCCGCGCUUUGGGGUUUUUCCCGCGCACGCGGCGAAAAUCGGUGUCCUAUACAGAUUCCGGAUCCCCGUCAGUGUCGGGGUCGGUACGGGACAGGACUGCCACUCCGUCUUCCUCGUCGUCCCCCGUUGAAGCCGCCUGGUCACCAGCUAUCUUCACCCGGCCGCACGCGGAUUCGUCGGCAUCAAGGGGCUCCUCUAACUACAAGCCUAAACACCGCCAUCAACGCCAGCGCAGCAACAUGCAGCUCUCGGCACCCGGUGUCGGGACCCUGGACCGCGACGUCAUGGCCCCGGGCCCGGCUCAGGAUGGUCUCAGCAAAUGGUUCGCUCAGCAUCUUCCCAAUCUCGCUCCGACUCCGGCACCGCCAAAUUUCGAAAGCACGUCGGAGAACGCGUCGACGGCCAACUCGAACACGCCGACGACCAGUCUUGACAACAUCGGCGGGGCCGUCGAAGGCUGGGUCAGGAAGAUGACGACUCGGGCGAAAGCGAGCUUCAAUGAGCUGCAGCAAGACGCCUCGUCCCCUGCCAGCAGUGGACUAGGCCCUGGAAUCAACCGCCGGGGAACCGGCGACUUGAUCGAGCUCAAUGACGGAUUAGAAUCCAGGAGUAACUCGGGAUUACUAGGCGAGACGCGAUUAAGACCCGAAUUCAAUCGAUCCGGGUCCAGUCUCCACACCGGAGCAUCUGUGAGGGAGCGGUUUCCUAGCCCUGCCAAAGGAACGAGCAGGACUCGUUCUUUUGGAGACCGUCAUAAAGAUGAUUGA